Messenger RNA from Suillus paluster, 633 nucleotides. RefSeq lists its product as uncharacterized. The transcript has 6 exons. Lineage: Eukaryota; Fungi; Basidiomycota; Agaricomycetes; Boletales; Suillaceae. The record is from RefSeq and is a predicted model, not a curated record. The coding region runs from base 1 to 633 and encodes 210 amino acids.
AUGACAGCAAUGAACUGCAAAUGGGGAGAUGGCAAUGAGAGUGAAUAUCUGAAUGUGAGAGUGAAUGUGCAAACUGCAGAAAAUCAUACAAGAGCAACCAGUGAGCAGAAUUUUGGGAUGGGAGACAUGAAUGAAUAUCCAGAAAAAGAGGGAUUUGAUAAGUCAAAUAAAGAAGCACGUGGUAUUCAAGUGGUGAAAAGCAGUGCAAGGCAAGAUCAGAUACCAAAGCCAAAACAAGCGCUGCAAGCAACAUAUCAUUACCGAUCUACCCCUAGUACUAACAAUUCAAACUCUAAACUUAUGCUGGAACGACAGACAAUCUAUGGCGGCCUCCAAACCAAGAUCAAUGGACUCAAAUGUGCAUUGCGGGCGGGGGCAAAAGUGCUAGUGGACAGAGGCAGCGACUCGUGCACUGGCAAUGUGCGCGCAGCCUGGAGCCGGUGUGGGUACAACAAGUGCAGCGGAGAGAAGUCAAUCUACUACACAGUUGGGUCUUUGCUGCCUGCUGCCUCGCUUGGGAACAAGAUGAAAGAUCCACAAAAGCAGAUGAAGCGGAUAGGAUGCGAAACAUACAGAUUCGUCAGAUGGAGCGGAUGGCACUUGCAGAUCGGACGGGAUGCGAAUCAAAGUUGA